GCAUAACUAAUGGCGCCCGUGAGAGGAAGUUGAAUGAAAGAAACACCUAGGCUUUUUAUUAUUUACUUUUUGAUAUUUAACGUGAACAGUGCAAAAACCAAUGGCGAACACCAACAGCAAUAUGUUUGAUCUCUCUGAUCUGACACCUGAAGAGCAACAGCUUCUGGAAACCAUUCGAGAGAGGAAACAAAAGCUCCUAAAAGAAAUCCAGGAACUCAAAGAUGAAAUAGCUGAGGUUUCCAAUGAAAUGGAGACCAUAGAGGUCUCAGAUGAGAGCAAAAACAAUCCCAAGAAUAAACAGAUGUCCAUUGGGAAGAAGAAGUUUAACAUGGAUCCAAAGAAGGGCAUUGAGUACCUGAUUGACCAUCAGCUCCUUAACAAUGACCAUCAGGAAGUUGCCAAGUUUCUGUAUCAGGGAGAGGGACUGAACAAAACAGCUAUAGGGGACUACUUAGGGGAACGGAAUGACUUUAAUAUAUCCGUUCUGAAGUCAUUUGUAAAUGAACAUGAAUUCUCGGACAUGAUUCUGGUUCAGGCAUUGAGGCAAUUUUUAUGGAGUUUCCGUUUGCCAGGAGAGGCACAAAAGAUUGACAGGAUGAUGGAGUGUUUUGCUGAGAGAUACUGUGAGCUCAACCCGGGAGUUUUUACCAGUACAGACACCUGUUACGUGUUGUCAUUUGCCAUCAUCAUGCUGAACACCAGUCUCCAUAAUCCCAGUGUUAAAGAUAAACCAACCGUGGAGAGAUUCAUCUCAAUGAACCGUGGCAUCAACGAUGGUGGGGAUCUACCACCUGAACUACUCACAAGUUUGUAUGAAAGCAUCAAGAAGGAACCCUUUAAGAUUCCAGAGGAUGAUGGGAAUGACUUGAUGCAUACUUUCUUUAACCCUGACAAGGAAGGCUGGUUGUGUAAACAAGGGGCCAAAAAAAUCAGUGGAAGAAUAAAGAACUGGAAGAGAAGGUGGUUCAUUCUCAAUGACAACUGCUUGUAUUACUUCCAGUUCACAACAGAUAAGGAGCCCAAAGGAAUCAUUCCUUUAGAGAAUAUCUCAAUCAGGGAGGUACCAACAGACAAAGCCAACAAACCGUUCAGCUUUGAGCUGUUUGCCACAGGACAGGACAUCAUUAAGGCUUGUAAGGUUGACAAGGAAGGAAAGGUUGUAGAAGGAAAACACAAUGUUUACAGAAUGUCAGCUGCCAAUGCAGACGAGAAGGAUGAAUGGAUACGCUGUAUAAGACAAAGUAUAAGUGAGAAUCCAUUUUACGACAUGUUGGCAGCAAGAAGAAAGAAGGCAGCUCAUGUGAAAUGAACAGUUGUCUUUCUUGACCAAUUGAGGCCCAGAAAAUAUUAACCAAUUUCAGUUAACCAGUGAUUCGUAUUGCCAUCGUGGACCCUUGGAGCAUAUGUUUAUAUAUAAAUAUACUGAAGCAUACUCAGAAAUCUGUACUAUUUUAUUUUCACCAGACACUAACAUGAUUUGCCGCAUAUGAACAUGCCUCAAUUUCUUGUGCGAUUUAAUUGUGAGAGAAUCCACUUUUUUUCAGCAUCGCUAGUCUGUGAUACUUCUCAUGAUAAUUAAAUAUACUAGAAUUGCUUUUAUUUAAUGAUAUAAUUGAUCUUAGAAAGUAGAUAUUUUUUGAUCAUUUAAUUCUUGCUAAACACAGAAGUCAGUGAACAUAUCGGUUUACUAAGGUGUGUUUUCUUUUUUUUUUCAAUGCAAAUAAGGUGCAAUUUUUUUAAAGCCAGUGUGAAUUGUCAUUACUUAUUUAAUAUAAGGAUUUAUCUGAAAAAAAAAUGCUCAUUUUGAAAAGUGGUGUAAUUGUGCUUGCAAUAUUUAUUCCUGAUAAUUUAAAACAAAAACCAAAAAAAAAAAAAAAAAUUAUGCCAGCAUAGCAUUAACAAGUUUUUUUCUAAACGUAUUUUCAAUUGGGGAAGGAAUUAGAUUUUUGUGUAUUGGAUUAAAGACAAAAUAAUAAUAUUUUUUUAAAUUCAGCUACUGAGCCUUCAAGUAUAGAUGAUUAUUCAAAGUUGCUCUUUCUACAUUUUGUAAUGUUUUGGGUAUAGUAAAUAGUCUGUCAGAAGUACAUUUACAUAAAACAUAUUUUUUAAUAAUAAUUUGUUCUGUAAAUUUGUUUCAUGUUAAAAAAAAUCCCUUAUCAGCAGGAGUAAUUUUUCUGUGAUAUUCACAUGGUAACUUCUCAACAGAGGAUGUUCUAGUCCUGCAAUCACAGCAUUGUAUUACUUGUAACUCAUUAUGUACAUAAACAUUUUUAUUUUCAUGCAACUAUAAUUGUCACCCACAUGUAUUUGUGUAUUUGAUAUAGAAAAUAACUGAUUAAUAAACGAGAUUGGACAUUAAAA
This is a messenger RNA of Saccostrea echinata, 2361 nucleotides long. Its product is annotated as cytohesin-1-like. Bases 101 to 1309 code for a protein of 402 amino acids. Gene Ontology annotation, molecular function: guanyl-nucleotide exchange factor activity. Lineage: Eukaryota; Metazoa; Mollusca; Bivalvia; Ostreida; Ostreidae. The transcript is spliced from 14 exons. The record is from RefSeq and is a predicted model, not a curated record. Gene Ontology annotation, biological process: regulation of ARF protein signal transduction.